CCGCUCCACGGCCCCGGAUUCCGCUUCCCCAGCGCCCGCGCGGCCGCGGCAGUCGCCGCUUUCAGGCCCCGAGUCGCCUUCGGAGUCCAUGGCCGGGACGCGCUGGGUCCUCGGGGCGCUGCUCCGGGGCUGCGGCUGUAACUGCAGCAGCUGCCGGCGCACGGGCGCCGCGUGUCUACCCUUUUACUCGGCGGCCGGCUCCUUCCCCUCGGGCGUGUCGGGCCGGCGCCGCCUGCUGCUGCUGCUCGGGGCCGCCGCGGCCGCCGCCUCCGCCUCCCAGACGCGAGGCCUUCACUCGGGGCCUGCGCCCGCCGGGAGGCUGGCGGGCCCUCCGCCGGCGGCCGCCUCCUACGCGGCCCUGCGCGCCCCUCUGCUGCCGCAGGCGCUGGCCGCGGCCGCGGGCCCGGCGCGGGGUUAUUGCCAGGAAUCCAAAACUACCUAUCUGGAAGACCUUCCGCCACUGCCUGAGUACGAAUUGAGCUCAUCUAAGUUAGGGGAGGAAGUGGAUGAUGUUUAUCUCAUUCGAGCUCAAGGAUUGCCUUGGUCAUGCACUGUGGAAGAUGUACUUAACUUUUUCUCAGACUGCAGAAUCCGAAAUAGUGAGAAUGGAAUACAUUUCCUCUUAAACAGAGAUGGGAAGCGAAGGGGAGAUGCCUUAAUUGAAAUGGAGUCAGAGCAGGAUGUGCAGAAAGCCUUAGAAAAGCACCGGAUGUACAUGGGCCAGCGGUAUGUGGAAGUCUAUGAGAUAAAUAAUGAAGAUGUAGAUGCCUUAAUGAAGAGCCUGCAGGUCAAAUCAUCACCUGCAGUAAAUGACGGCGUGGUUCGUUUGAGAGGACUUCCUUACAGUUGCAAUGAAAAAGACAUUGUAGACUUCUUUGCAGGACUGAAUAUAGUAGACAUUACUUUUGUAAUGGACUAUAGAGGGAGAAGGAAAACAGGGGAAGCCUAUGUACAGUUUGAAGAACCAGAAAUGGCCAGCCAAGCUCUUUUGAAACACAGGGAAGAAAUUGGUAACCGAUACAUAGAGAUAUUUCCAAGCAGAAGGAAUGAAGUUCGAACGCAUGUUGGCUCUCAUAAGGGAAAGAAAAUGGCAUCUUCUCCUACUACUAAGUACAUAACUGAGCCAGAAAUGGUAUUUGAAGAGCAUGAAGUAAAUGAGGAUAUGCGACCCGUGACAGCUUUUGAAAGUGAGAAGGAGAUAGAAUUGCCAAAAGAGAUGUCAGAAAAGCUUCCAGAGGCUGUGGAUUUUGGAACUACGCCUUCAAUGCAUUUUGUCCACAUGAGAGGAUUGCCUUUCCAAGCCAAUGCGCAGGACAUUAUAAAUUUUUUUGCUCCACUGAAGCCUGUAAGAAUCACCAUGGAAUACAGUUCCAGUGGGAAGCCCACUGGAGAAGCAGAUGUGCACUUUGAUACCCAUGAGGAUGCUGUUGCAGCUAUGCUCAAGGAUCGUUCCCAUGUUCAGCAUAGAUAUAUUGAGCUGUUCCUAAAUUCAUGUCCAAAAGGAAAAUAAGACUUCCAUGGACUUCAGAUAAUAAGAUUGAAGCAAGAAGCAUUUCGUUUGCACAUCGUCCUUGGACAUGGGAUAUUAAGUUCCAGUUUACUGGUAUCAACUACUAGAGAAAGGAUUUUUAGAUUUUGGAUUUAUUGCUUAUAAGAAAACUUCAUGAUGGAUUGUUUAGAAAGAUAGUUUGAAAUUAUGAAAUAGACCACAAAAUUUCCAUUUAAACUAUCCAGGAUCUGAUUAAGAAAAUAUGGUCUUUAUUUUACAUAAUUAAAGUUUUUUUUCUUGAGUAUUUGGUACCAGUUGUAAAGACUAUAUAUUCAGCACUAUACUUGAAGGUCUUUUUCAAAAGUUAAUCUGUUCAAAGUUUUUUGUUUUUUUUUCUUCAAAGUUUUUUUUUUUGCCUAUGAAUUGAGAGCUCCAAUAUAAAACUUCUCAUGUAUAAUGAUGGUUUAUUAUAACCAAGACCAACAUAAGAGAAGGUUUCAGAUCUUUAAACAAGUAUGGUUUGGCAAAAUAGUUUUCCUUUUAGCUGUAUUUGCAUAAAUAGGGGUAAAAAUGUUAUAAAAAACCAAAAAACGUGGGUUAUUGAGUGCUUAUAUAUAACAACUUGGCAGUUUAUGCUUUUAGAGUUUUGUCUUUCUAAGCCUUAUGCUAAAGGCAUUUAACAUUGGUGCCUGUCUACUUAAGGAGGAAGUCUAGUCUCAGAAGUUGUCUGAGUAACCUCCUUUUGGUUUGGGGUGAAUUUUAAGGGUGUUUUAUUAGACUAGGAAUUGUGUAAAGUGCUAUGUCAAGGCAGUACAGCCUGAUAAGAACAUAAAUGGCUUCACUUGAAUUUAAACCAGCUCUA
This is a messenger RNA of Dipodomys spectabilis (banner-tailed kangaroo rat), 2351 nucleotides long. It is a transcript of the gene Grsf1, whose product is annotated as G-rich RNA sequence binding factor 1. The coding region runs from base 89 to 1510 and encodes 473 amino acids. Gene Ontology annotation, biological process: regulation of RNA splicing. Gene Ontology annotation, cellular component: ribonucleoprotein complex; nucleoplasm. The record is from RefSeq and is a predicted model, not a curated record. The transcript is spliced from 10 exons. Gene Ontology annotation, molecular function: RNA binding. NCBI's taxonomy places the organism in Eukaryota, Metazoa, Chordata, Mammalia, Rodentia, Heteromyidae.